Molecule: messenger RNA, 27062 nt
Organism: Coregonus sp. 'balchen'
Lineage: Eukaryota; Metazoa; Chordata; Actinopteri; Salmoniformes; Salmonidae
Source: the annotation of a GenBank genome assembly
CGUACCCAUCCUGUUUUUAGUCAGUUUAAGCUUGCACUUAAAAAACAAGGCUUUGACAUUUGCUACCUACAUAAGCACACUUUACACACUUUUAAUGUCAUCUUGACAAAAACUCUGCUCGCCGAUUCAAAUCGCUGGAAGUUGACCAUGGCGGCUGCCACGAGCAGCAAUACAUCCACAACCACGCUACAGAUCAAACAUUCCAGUAUCGAGCAUACGCGGAAACGCAUAGACCCUCGGAGGAGACAAGCCGCACUCUCUUUUCUCAGUAACAUUUCUUUGGAUGGUCGACCGGUGCAAGAUGAUGCCGACAAUCAUUUCGAAGAGGAUAGUUCAAUUGAGGAGAGGACUAGACAGAGCCUGGUUUCUGCAGCAGAGCGUCCCCUGUACGCGGCUGGCGGUGGCGCUGGAGGAGCGACCCCCACGGCCGCCCAGGCGCUCGCUAUUGCAAACCAGGCUCUGAUUGCUAACGCCCGAGACAGUUUUGGGAUUGAUCCCGCCGCUACAGCUCAAGCGUGUACAGAUCCGGAAGGGGAUGUUUUCGGCCCUUCGAUUUUCAGUUCGCCUUUCUCUGCAGUACCAGCCGCGAUUAGAGGCAGGCUUCAGACCUACACUCAGGGAGUUGUGCCUGCUGCCUUCUCUAGGCAGACUUCCCAGGGCUUCUGUUUGGAGGGAGGACAGAUAGCCAACUCUGUCCUGGAGCUGCAGAGAUCAAGGUAGGGUAAUUGUAGAUAUCUCCAUCAUGUAGUGUUUACAUUCAUGACAUGUGUGAAUGAGAUUACUGGUUGCCCAUAUUGGGAUUGGGAAUAGUGACACAAGCCCACAGUCAAUGUUUGCACUGCACUCUCACAAAUUAUGCAUGUCAUAGGCUACCAUAUUGCAACCCAAUAGUGUCAACAUUACACUACAGGCUACAGUAUUGCAACACUCAUAUUGCAAUAGUCACUGAAAGUAAGGUAAGAGUUAUCUUCAUGAAGGUCUUUGUUGAGUGAAGCCACCAAACAGGAUCCACACAGACCUAGACUAGACUAAUGUUUAUCAUCAAUUAUCAUCUCAGCAAUAGCACAGGUUUCUCCAGUCACAUUUUGUACUAGGGCUGCUCAAAGGGCAUCAUCAGUCUUAGUCAGUCAGUAUACUGCUAAAGACAAGUUUAUACAAAGAGACAGAUGACAGCAAAGAGAAAGUGCCCUGGCUUUCUCUCAGAUUUGUGAAACUGUAUCUAUCUCAUCAAUAAGCAACUUACACACUUGUUUGUCGAUAUUCAUUAAUAUGCUGCUUACAACUGUACACCAAGACACAUGCAGUGGCCCAUUUGAUUCAGGUGGAAUCAGCAGGAUUAGGUUGAAAAGGUCAACCAUUGUGGAAUAAUUUCGAUUAGCCUGCCUAUUAACCAGUAUGAAGCAUGUGCCCUCAAAUAACAGAAUUUGUAAAACAUGUUAUAUUAGUGGUAGCACUGAAACCAUUUGAGAGAUCAUACAAGUAAAGGCAUGUCCAGCAGGAAGGUGGACUUGUUUCCCCCCCUGUGCAGAUGCGGUCCCCCAUGCAGAUUUUUCCCCAUAACCGGUUGGAUGACUUUACAAAGCUGUCCAGCACCUGCCACCUUGCCCUCUCACUCUCUCUCUCUCCACAGCAGGAGAGCUGUCAGGAAUCCUGGACUCACUCUGUGUGCAGUAAUUGUGUUUAACAUGAUUUUCGAAUGACCACCUCAUCUCUGUACCCCACACAUACAAUUAUCUGUAAAGUCCCUCAGUCGAGCAAGAAUUUCAAACACAGAUUCAACCACAAAGACUAGGGAGGUUUUCCAAUGCCUUGCAAAGAAGGGCACCUAUUGGUAGAUGGGUAAAAAUUAGAAAUCUAUGGCAAGACUUGAAAAUGGUUGUCUAGCAAUGAUCAACAACCAAUUUGACAGAGCUGACAGAUCUUGAAGAAUUUUGAAAAUAAUAAUGGGCAAAUGUUGCACAAUCCAGGUGUGGAAUGCUCUUAGAGACUUACCCAGAAAGACUCACAGCUGUAAUCACUGCCAAUGGGGAUUCUAACAUGUAUUGACUCAGGGGGUUGAUUACUUAUCUAAUCAAGAUAUAUGUGUAUAUUUUUUUUUAUUGUAUUUUUUCCACUUUGACAUUACAUAUUAUUUUGUGUAGAUUGUUGACAAAAAAUUACAACUUAUCCCACUUUGUAACAAAAGUGAAGGGGUGUGAAUACUGUCUGGAGGCACUGUACAUUACAAUGAUUUAGUAGCUAAACCCCCCCAGGUUAUGGAAUGCGGUCGUUCAAAGGAGGAAGCCCAUGUAAACUGAAUUAUAAGCUGUUGAGAAAUAACUAAGGCGACCUGUUGAGGGACCCCGGCCAUAUUCCACAGACACAUCAUAGAUGGGCGUCUCACACAGUGCCUGGUCUGUUUUCCCAGGGCAGCAGCUUGGUGGGAAAGUGGCCAGAUCCAGAGAGGGAGCCUUGGCUGGGAAGAGAAAGGCAGGACGCCCAGGCUUUCAGAGACGCUGCCUGGACAGACUCUCCUUUCUCUCUGUUUCUCUCCAUCUUCUGUCCUUCACUCCACUUCCUCUCCCAAGGGCACCAUACUAGAUACUCUUUUUUUUUUCUCCCCUCUCUCUCCUUUUCUCUCUCUCUCUUUCUCCUCCCCCCUCGCUCUCCAUCGUCCUCCCUUCCCCCUCUCUCUCAUGGCCUCCAGUCCUGCUCCCAGCCAGGAAGCCCCAACACUCAGAUCAGCUGCCAAAAGAUACUCAGAGAUCAGCGCUUGGAGCUGCUUUAAAGCCAUCCUCUUAUUCGGUGUGCAUUGAUUCUAAUGCAUGCAGAUGAUGGUUGGGUCUACAUAGGCUGCAGUAUUCUACUGCUCAACCUAGGCUCAUAAAUUAUGCUAGAAUGUAAAAAGCCAUCUAAGGCGCCCACUCUGUCUUGCUGCUACUGUAAAGGUGUCAGCCCAAGGUGUGGAUCUGUUUCAACCGCUCUAAAAUGAAAACUAAAUUUAGCAUAGUGAACAUUGUUACCACAAAAUCAAAUUCCAAUAAAAUGUUAUGGAUUGACAGUUUUUAAUCAGUAAAUUAUAUUCUGCAUUCCAAAGUCUCCCCAUGUUUUAAUUUUUUUUUCAGAAGUCCUCAUUGUGAUCAAAAGCCUACUACAGGGAGACUAGGAAGCCAAGGGAAGCAAUAGCAGAGAAACCACAUGCAGUAUAAACCAUUACAAUGGUCAUUUGCAGUUUUGUGCAAUUGAGUCAUAUCCUUUUGGUUAAGAGGUUGAUUGUUGUUUGGUGAGGUAAUGGUUGGCAUAAUCACAUGAUUAUGUAAGCUGCAUACUUAGGCUAGUUUGCCUCUGAAACCCUUGUGGCUUGAACUGUAAGCGAAAUCUCCAAAGCAGCUGCAGGAUAGGCCUUUAUGGUUAAAACGGCCACCAUAAUCAAACCAUUACUGGUAAUGAGUCUCGAGAUGAGAAAGAUAGACAUGAUGGUAUACUCUUUAGUUCCAAAAUGGAAUACAAGUUCACUAGUUCAAGUUCCACACUGUUCACCCUAAACAACAUGCUAUUUAAAGGGAAGGGGGAAGUAUGGAUUCAGUGUGGUUUUACUGUAUGUCAAGCAACCGGCGCAACUAACCACAAGGUUCUGUGUGUCUUGAACAAUAUAGGUCUAUGUGUUGUUGUCCUUUAUCCAUGUCUGCAGCAGUGUUUGCCCUGUAUUAUUAUUAUUAUUAUUAUAUAUUUUUUUACAGCAGUGGCAAGAAUUUAGCAGCGUUGGGCCAUAUUUCUGCCCCCCCCCCCCCCCCCCCCCCCCCCGCUACCCUUGCCAAACUGCUACAGUAGCAGGAAGGAAUUCACUGUUGUUGCAGCAUUGUUGGAGAAGAAAGACUGAAGGGGCUGAGAAUAGCCUUUGUUGAUUUGGAUUUUUACCCAAAUGAUUCAAUUUUCUUUGGCUUGGCCUGUAAUUGUAAGUAGAAGGCUAGAACAUUAUAUUUACUUCCACUCUGUCACCCGACAGUGGAAUGGGAAGACAAUGUCCAUGGCAAGCUGCCAAUGGGCGUGCAUGUGAAACAAUUUAAUCUUCUAUGUUGAGCACUACAGCUCCUUAGCCUAAAAAGCGACAAGCAUAGCAGUCAGGUUACAUACAAAUUGUUUUUGAAUGUCCUCAUAGGACGUCUAUAGGAAUGUUGUAAAGAUUGAUUCAAUGGACCAUGCUUGAAAUUCAUUGUGAAUGUGAACAGUGCUUGAAAACAACCAUUUGAGGCAACAAAAACACAGACAGAGGGUGUCUUUCAUGGGCAGCUCUACUAACAGAGGCCCAUUGUUAUUCUUUCAACGUUGAAGGAGGCGAUAAUCGGAAGUAGCCUGGGCUCUGCUUUAAAGCUUCUGAGUUUGACCAGUCCUUGUUAACGUCAGAAUGCUACUGUUCGAUUGGAGUUGAUUUAUCAUAGCACGGCCUGUUCACCCCAUUAACAUCUAGAAGGAGGAGACAGUACAGGUGCAUCAAAGCUGUGACUGAGAGACUGAUAAACAGCUUCUAUCUCCAGGCCAUCAGACUGUUAAACAGUCACCUGUACUGCCUCCGCCUAAUACCCUACCCUGAACCGUAGUCACUGUUAAUAGCUGGCUACCACCCGGUACUCUACCCUGCACCUUAGAGACUGCUUUGCCCUAUGUACAGAGUCAUUGAAAGCUGGUCACUGCUGUACACACCUUUUCUAUUAAUAUACUGUCCAUACUGUCUAUACACACCAUUAAAAAAAUAUAUAUAUUUAUAUAUACAAAAGUAUGUGGACACCGCUUCAAAUUAGUGGAUUCGGCUAUUUCAGCCACACCCGUUGCUGACAGGUGUAUAACAUUGAGCACACAGCCAUGCAAUCUCCAUUGGCAGUAGAAUGGCCUUACUGAAGAGCUCAAGUGACUUUCAAUGUGGCACCGUCAUAGGGUGCCACUUUUCCAACAAGUCAGUUGGUCAAAUUUCUGCCCUGUUACAGCUGCUCCGGGCAACUGUAAGUGCUGUUAUUGUGAAGUGGAAACAUCUAGGAGCAACAACGGCUAAGCCACGAAGUGGUAUGCCACACAAGCUCACAGAACGGGACCGCUGAAGAGCAUAGUGCGUAAAAAAUAAUCUGUCCUCGGUUGCAACACUCACUGGAAACUGCCUCUGGAAGCAACGUCAGCACAAUAACUGCUCGUCGGGAGCUUCAUGAAAUGGGUUUCCAUGGCCGUACAGCUGCACACAAGCCUAAGAUCACCAUGCGCAAUGCCAAGCGUCGGCUGGAGUGGUGUAAAUCUCGCCGCCAUUGGACUCUGGAGCAGUGGAAACGCGCUCUCUGGAGUGCUGAAUCACGCUUCACCAUCUGGCAGUCCGACAGACGAAUCUGGGUUUGAUGGAUGUCAAGAGAAUGCUACCUGCCCCAAUGCACAGUGCCAACUGUAAAGUUUGGUGGAGGAGGAAUAAUGGUCUGGGACUGUUUUUCAUGGUUCGGGCUAGGCCCCUUAGUUCCAGUGAAGGGAGUUCUUAAUGCUACAAUGACAUUCUAGACGAUGCUGUGCUUCCAACUUUGUGGCAACAGUUUGGGGAAGGCCCUUUCCUGUUUCAGCAUAACAAUGGCCCUGUGCACAAAGCGAGGUCCACACAGAAAUGGUUUGUCGAGAGCCCUGACCUCAACCCCAUCGACCACCUUUGGAAUGAAUUGGAAUGCCGACUGCGAGCCAGGCCUAAUCGCCCAACAUCCGUGCCCGACCUCACUAAUGCUCUUGUGGCUGAAUGGAAGCAAGUCCUCACAGCAAUGUUCCAACAUCUAGUGGAAAGCCUUUCCAGAAGAGUGGAGGCUGUUAUAGCAGCAAAGGGGGGACCAACUCCAUAUUAAUGCCCAUGAUUUUGAAAGAGAUGUUUGACGAGCAGGUGUCUGCAUACUUUUGGUCAUGUAUAUUCCGGACUCAUUAUGAUAUUUCUUCAUUUCUUUCUUACUUUUUGGAUUAUGCGCGUAUUUCUAGGUAUCAUUACUGCACUGUGGGAGCUAGAAACACAAGCAUUUCGCUGCACCUACGAUAACAUCUGAAAAUCUGUGGAUGCGUCGUGACCAAUAAACUUUGAUUUGAUUUGACACGCAGUUAAACAUCAAUAGCUGAUUGUGUCACAGUCUUGUUUGAAGUGGAUGAGUAGUCUGGUCCGUGGUCCGUGUGUUAUUGUUUCCACAGUUUGCGCGGGUGUGGAAAACAUCCUUUGCACGUCCUGGCUGGCCUGCCGUUGUUCAUCUACAGUGUCUGGAUCUGAGCAUCCUGCUGAACUGUGGAAACUAGUUUUCAUGCCAGCUGGAUUUUCAAAGGGCUUAGUUCAUCAGUACUGUACAAACUGCGAAAGAAAAACCUAGUAGUCAAAAUAAUACUUUUAUUCUGUUCAAAAAUGAAAUUAUUAACCUAAUAAUGUGUCAUGUCAAUAGAUAGAUUAGAGUACCUGGAACGAGAUCAUGUUAUGUUUGUAACACAGUGAGGGCUGUAUUUGUUCAGCUGACUGCUACAGGCUAGCUGUUCUGGUUAACUUGUUCUCCAGGGUGAAGGUGGAGAGACAUAGCUAAGACAUGGGUUUUAUUUCAGUUGCUCUGCUCUGUGCAGCUGACGAAUGUCUCACCUCACCAUCAGGGAUGUUAACCUUAGCAUGUUAGCCCAGCUAUAGCAGGCUAGGAAUGUAAGCAUGAUGGUAGCCAUCCUAUCCAUCACUCAGGGUUCUCACUGGAGGAUGUUGCCGGGCCUGACGACCAUAAAUUACUUGACGAUCCAUGAUCAAUCAAUCCAAUGUAUUUUAUAAAGCCCUUUUUACAUCAGCAGUUGUCACAAAGUGCUAUACAGAUACUCUUCUGGCUGUGCCAGGUGGCGAUUAUAAGAGUAUAUGGCCAUUAAGGCCAGAUCGUUCAUCAAGACGUUCAUAGAUGACCAGCUGGGUCACAUAAUAACCACAGUGGUUAGAGAGGGUGCAGCAGUUCAACACCUCGGGAGUAAAUGUCAAUGAUCCAUCUCUUUGACCUUCACAGAGAUGUUGGUGAUGUGAUGAGUUCAUGUAGGCUACAUGCUUUCCUUCAUUACUUACUUUCCUGCCAUGUUUCUCUCAAAAGAGAGGUUCUCAACUUCAAGAGAUUAUCCUUUUUAACCAACUUCAAGAGAUUAUCCUUGUUAAAUAUAAACAUGUAAAUUAACAAAUUCCUCCAUCUCAGUGCAGAGUGGAUGUAUGCCGUCUAGUUGACCAUGUUUACAAUUUCUGGCACAUCUCAGUGCUUGAUGUUUUAUAACUUAUUUCCUUUACGAUUGCUGUUUCUAACCACAUUCCCUUGUAAACAUUAUGUAGUCUCACCUACAGUGGGGGAAAAAAGUAUUUAGUCAGCCACCAAUUGUGCAAGUUCUCCCACUUAAAAAGAUGAGAGGCCUGUAAUUUUCAUCAUAGGUACACGUCAACUAUGACAGACAAGUUAAGAAAAAAUGAUCCAGAAAAUCACAUUGUAGGAUUUUUAAUGAAUGUAUUUGCAAAUUAUGGUGGAAAAUAAGUAUUUGGUCACCUACAAACAAGCAAGAUUUCUGGCUCUCACAGACCUGUAACUUCUUCUUUAAGAGGCUCCUCUGUCCUCCACUCGUUACCUGUAUUAAUGGCACCUGUUUGAACUUGUUAUCAGUAUAAAAGACACCUGUCCACAACCUCAAACAGUUACACUCCAAACUCCACUAUGGCCAAGACCAAAGAGCUGUCAAAGGACACCAGAAACACAAUUGUAGACCUGCACCAGGCUGGGAAGACUGAAUCUGCAAUAGGUAAGCAGCUUGGUUUGAAGAAAUCAACUGUGGGAGCAAUUAUUAGGAAAUGGAAGACAUACAAGACCACUGAUAAUCUCCCUCGAUCUGGGGCUCCACGCAAGAUCUCACCCCGUGGGGUCAAAAUGAUCACAAGAACGGUGAGCAAAAAUCCCAGAACCACACGGGGGGACCUAGUGAAUGACCUGCAGAGAGCUGGGACCAAAGUAACAAAGCCUACCAUCAGUAACACACUACGCCGCCAGGGACUCAAAUCCUGCAGUGCCAGACGUGUCCCCCUGCUUAAGCCAGUACAUGUCCAGGCCCAUCUGAAGUUUGCUAGAGUGCAUUUGGAUGAUCCAGAAGAGGAUUGGGAGAAUGUCAUAUGGUCAGAUGAAACCAAAAUAGAACUUUUUGGUAAAAACUCAACUCGUCGUGUUUGGAGGACAAAGAAUGCUGAGUUGCAUCCAAAGAACACCAUACCUACUGUGAAGCAUGGGGGUGGAAACAUCAUGCUUCGGGGCUGUUUUUCUGCAAAGGGAGCAGGACGACUGAUCCGUGUAAAGGAAAGAAUGAAUGGGGCCAUGUAUCGUCAGAUUUUGAGUGAAAACCUCCUUCCAUCAGCAAGGGAAUUGAAGAUGAAACGUGGCUGGGUCUUUCAGCAUGACAAUGAUCCCAAACACACCGCCCGGGCAACGAAGGAGUGGCUUCGUAAGAAGCAUUUCAAGGUCCUGGAGUGGCCUAGCCAGUCUCCAGAUCUCAACCCCAUAGAAAAUCUUUGGAGGGAGUUGAAAGUCUGUGUUGCCCAGCGACAGCCCCAAAACAUCACUGCUCUAGAGGAGAUCUGCAUGGAGGAAUGGGCCAAAAUACCAGCAACAGUGUGUGAAAACCUUGUGAAGACUUACAGAAAACGUUUGACCUGUGUCAUUGCCAACAAAGGGUAUAUAACAAAGUAUUGAGAAACUUUUUUUAUUGACCAAAUACUUAUUUUCCACCAUAAUUAGCAAAUAAAUUCAUUACAAUGUGAUUUUCAGGAGAAAAAAAAUCUCAUUUUGUCUGUCAUAGUUGACGUGUACCUAUGAUGAAAAUUACAGGCCUCUCUCAUAUUUUUAAGUGGGAGAACUUGCACAAUUGGUGGCUGACUAAAUAAAAUUGUUCCCCACUGUAUGUGGUAUAAAGACUAUGUUUAAUCAUCCUCUGUUGGUUUAGGCUUGCUUACUGCUAGGAGUUUGUCAAGGACACAGUCAUUUUUAGUUAAUUUGUUCUGUAGUUGAUUAACCAGCCUGAGGGCAUACUCUGUGAUCAUCAGCUCAUUCUUUCUGUCUCACUGAAUUAGUCAUUGAAGAGGGGACAAGUCAAGUUGAGUGUCAUUGAGUCACAUUUAAAUAAGUGAAAGCUUGGUGACAACUGACAAGCAGGCUGGCAGGAGUUGUGCAAUAUGUUUUUUCUAUAGCAAUGGGCUAAUAGAUUUUGCCUUGGCUGUUGAGUCAUGCAACCCAAGUGUGAAAGAAAGGCCUGUCUGUGAGGAAACAGUGUUACGACAAAAUGAACCAUCCAAUGUCUUAAUCCUCUUAUGGCGUAUUUCCAUACAGGAUUUACCUCAGUGUUUUACCCAAAAGGCUCAGACUACUCUGUUUCCAUCUAUGUGGGCCGGCACCCGUGUCUCACUGGGCCAUGGCCACUGGUACUUUUCAGCCACCAUUUACAUAACAAUUGCUAACUGUGAACUUUAACACCUUCUCACAAAGCAACUGUUUUGAUUAUGCAGAGGUUGUUGAUUCUGCUAGCUAUGGCUAACUGUGAACUUUAACACCUUCACACAAAGCAAAUGUUUUGAUUAUGCAGACGUUGUUGAUUCUGCUAGCUAUGGAAACACAAUUUCCUUAGUAUAACGUAUGUAUACACUGAUGUUAGUCGAAAAGCAGCAUUAGUUACCAACUAAACCAGUGCCUUACUCUAGAUUAGAAUGUUCUAACCAUUCUACAUGAUCUCACACAUAGAGGCUGCUGGUCAGAAUUUAGAACACAACAGUGAUCAUUGACCACAGCAGCCAGCCAGUCACACAGUGCUGAUGUCAGUGAUUACUUGAUUCAAUGAUUACAGCUCUGCUUUGUAAGUAAGCCACUGUGUCUGACAAGAUAGCACAGCACAAAGCCAUAGAAGCUUUAGCUAUGCUUCACAUCAGACUUGGAGGUACUCUACAUGGGCCAGAUGUAAGAGGUCGAGUUAGUUUAGGCUACUCAUUCAUUCUCCAGACCGUUAAAGAAGUAUGAAAAUUAUUGUUAUGGAUGAUCGUUGUUGCUUUUAGAUCUUCAAUGAUUUGUGUUCAAAACAGUACAACGUAGACAUUUUUUGGAAGGUUUCCCAAUACUGAUACAAUGGAGGUCAACCAGUGGAUUUGGGUAGAACUACCUUGCUUGCUGUUAGAUAAGGAAUGAUGUGGUUUAUACCAUUAAGUAGGAAGAAAUGUGUUCAGGAUUUAUCAUGAACAAGGAACCUCACUCUAUUGACAUUUAGGCCUCUUUGCAAAAUCCCAUGAUUAAGAGUGCUAUGACCAUUUAAUUACAUCACCACAUUUCUUUCUCUGUUAUGGUAAGCCAAGGGUUUGAACCUGCAUAAUCAUUACCAUAAUUUAGCAAUCAUAUUUAGCAAAUAUCUUGCAAUGCAGAAUGAAUUAUUAUAAAUAGGCCUAAUACAUAUUGUGUCCAGUCUUUCCUAUUACAGGGCCAGGUAGAACUGUUUAGCAGCAUCGCAAGUUGCUUGUAAACUCAAAACCAGCAACCAGCUCCUUAUUUCUCUCUCUCCCUCUUUUCCUCACUCCUUUUCUCCACAGACGGAGGCUCAUCUCUCAGCGUUCCUCCUUGGAGACACUGGAAGACAUUGAGGAGAACGCUCCUCUACGCAGGUACUGCAUAGCAACAACUGUCACAGAUCUCACAAGUCGGCACACCACCCAGAAACAUACGUUUGAUUUGCUCAUAUUCUCCUCUCAUUUUAGAGCGGUACUCAAAGUCAAUAACAGCUUUGGCCUGGGAAGUAUUUUGUUAGAUGGUUACAUUGGGGGAACUGUAAUUUAACUUCAGUUUGCUAUAUGGAGCCGUUUUGUGUCCUGUGGGGAGGUGGUGGUGCGAACAUCAGGCUACACUUGCUGCUGUAAUGGCAUGGUCUGGCUCAGUCUCUGUGUUUUACAGUUGUUAAAAAGAUACACUACCAGUCAAAGGUUUGGACACACCUACUCAUUCAAGGGUUUUUCUUUAUUUUAACUUUUUCUUUUUUUUACAUUGUAGAAUAAUAGUGAAGACAUCAAAACUAUGAAAUAACACAUAUGGAAUCAUGUAGUAACCAAAAAAGUGUUAAACAAAUCAAAAUAGAUGUUAUAUUUGAUAUUCUUCAAAUAGCCACCCUUUGCCUUGAUGACAGCUUUGCACACUCUUGUCAUUCUCUCAACCAGCUUCACGAGGUAGUCACCUGGAAUGCAUUUCAAUUAACAGGUGUGCCUUCUUAAAUGUUAAUUUGUGGAAUUUCUUUCCUUAAUGCGUUUGAGCCAAUCACUUGUGUUGUGACAAGGUAGGGGGGUAUACAGAAGAUAGCCCUAUUUGGUAAAAGACCAAGUCCAUAUUAUGGCAAGAACAGCUAAAAUAAGCAAAGAGAAACGACAGUCCGUCAUUACUUUAAGACAUGAAGGUCAGUCAAUACGGAACAUUUCAAGAACUUUGAAAGUUUCUUCAAGUGCAGUCGCAAAAACCAUCAAGUGCUAUGAUGAAACUGGCUCUCAUGAGGAACACCACAGGAAUGGAAGACCCAGAGUUACCUCUGCUGCAGAGGAUAAGUUCAUUAGAGUUACCAGCCUCAGAAAUUGCAGCCCAAAUAAAUGCUUCAGAGUUCAAGUCACAGACACAUCUCAACAUCAACUGUUCAGAGGGGACUGUGUGAAUCAGGCCUUCAUGGCCGAAUUGCUGCAAAGAAUCCACUACUAAAGGAUAUCAAUAAGAAGAAGAGACCUGCUUGGGCCAAGAAAUAUGAGCAAUUAGACCGGUGGAAAUGUGUCCUUUAGUCUGGAGUCCAAAUUUGAGAUUUUUGGUUCAAACUGCUGUGUCUUUGUGAGACGCGGUGUGGGUGAACGGAUGAUCUCCGCAUGUGUAGUUCCCACCGUAAAGCAUGGAGGAGGAGGUGUGGGGGUGCUUUGCUGGUGACACUGCCUGUAAUUUAUUUAGAAUUCAAGGCACACUUAACCAGCAUGACUAACACAGCAUUCUGCAGCGAUACGCCAUCCCAUCUGGUUUGGGCUUAGUGGGACUAUCAUUUGAUUUUCAACAGGACAAUGACCCAACACUACUCCAGGCUGUGUAAGGGCUAUUUUACCAAGAAGGAGAGUGAUGGAGUGCUCCAUCAGAUGAUCUGGCCUCCACAAUCCCCAGACCUCAACCCAAUUGAGAUGGUUUGGGAUGAGUCGGACGGCAGAGUGAAGGAAAAGCAACCAACGAGUGCUCAGCAUAUGCGGGAACUCUUUCAAGACUGUUGGAAAAGCAUUCCAGGUGAAGCUGGUUGAGAGAAUGCCAAGAGUGUGCAAAGCUGUCAUCAAGACAAAGGGUGACUAUUUGAAGAAUCUCAAAUAUAACACUUUGUUUUGGUUACUACAUGAUUCCAUGUGUUAUUUCAUAGUUUUGAUGUCUUCACUAUUAUUCUACAAUGUAGAAAAUAGUAAAAAUAAAGAAAAAUCCUUGAAUGAGUAGGUGUGUCCAAACUUUUCACUGGUAAUGUAUGUUUUGGUCUUUUACUGCUCCAAAUGGAUCCCAAUGAAUCACAUUUGUUUUGAUCUGUCUUGAAUGUAUUUGUUGUGUUUUUAGAUGCAGAACCCUCUCAGGUUCACCCCGACCAAAGAGCUUCAAAAAGGUCCACUUCAUCAAGAACAUGAGGCAACAUGAUAUGCGCAAUGGAAGGUAUGAAUGAAAACAACCCCAUCCCUAAUUCAAUACAAACCUUCAAUGGAAAAUGGCAGGAUGCACAGCAGUUUGAAUACCUCUCAGGUUACUGAAAUCUACUAGAGAUGUAGGUCACUUAUUCUAAGCUAUUCCUUAUUGCUUGGUAGUAUAAAACAAUUUACUAUUGAUUGAUAAAUGAUCCUAUUGAAUUAUAAAUAUGACUGCUCAGCAGUUCAUUGAAAGAUCUGUUAAUUUUCACAGAAAUUAAUUCUCUCAAAUUGAGUUCAGAUUUCAUAUUGUAUAUAUUAUUAAAGCUAUACAUUGACGACCACACCAUUGAAUCACAAAUGAGUCACGAAACACAUUACACUAUCUCACUUUUAUAAACAAUGAUGCAUGCACUUUCACUUAGAAAUUCCAGAGCACUGAAGACAUUUGGUCACACAGAUGUUACAAUGAUUUUUUUGAUGUAGCAAGUGUACAGCAGCUUCUCUCAGUAAUAAAUACUAUAGCCUUUUAUGGAUAUUUCCUGGAAUCUAAAAGGAAUUGGACGGUUAAACUAUUACAGAUUAUUCAACUCGGUUUUUAUUCUGGAUGUUUUGGGCUACAAGCCUCAAGCUUCUUUUACACUUGGGUGUAGCUCAGUUGGUAGAGCAUGGCGUUUGCAACACCAGGGUUGUGGGUUCGUUUCCCACGGGGGGCCAGUAUGAAAAUGUAUGCACUCACUAACUGUAAGUCGCUCUGGAUAAGAGCGUCUGCUAAAUGACUAAAAUGUAAAAUGUGCCAGACCUAUUUAUUUUGAUGAAUUAUUAUAUAUCUGUCUUGACAGGUAUUUGAAUGGGUGCAAAGCCAUUAUUUUGGCCCAGGAAUAAAAAGGAGUGUGAUGUUACUAGAAUAUGAUGAUAUAUUCUGUCUUCUUCAUAGUAGCUUUUAAUAAAGCUUCUUUCUGGUUUCGAGGUGGUUGAAUUUGGACAGCAACUAUCCAGUUGUUGUUUUUAUUUGCUCUUAUCUAGCUUAUCAUUGUGCCAUAUACAGCAGUAAUGAAUUGCUAUAAAUCCCAUUCUGCCAGUGACGUUGAUAUUGAUCAGUGAGUAGGCCUCUUAUUGUAUGUCAUAACUCAAAAAGUAUAAAUCAGUGAUUAAGUUUUAUGAAGCAAUUUCUCAACAAAUUGCAGCAGCAGUUAUGCAAACCACUUAUUUCGGGAGUGGUUCAACUUUACUGUACUAUAGGGGUUUCUACCUCGCGUGCAGCUGCUAUUCUGAUAUUGUAAGAUAAACAAGUUUGGUCUUGUUUAGUCUCCAAUGCAAGACAUGGCUAGUAGCCUCAUUUGAAAAGAUCUGCAUCAGUUUGUCCCCAAACCUCUGACUACAUACAACAUACUCCACAACACACUCACACAACACAUAUAAAAAAACCGUAUUUCAUUUAGUUUUCUAAAUCUUGAUUGUUUUACUGCUCACGUUUUCCUCCAUCUUAACCUUUAAAUCUGAGUGUCUUUUUCACAUAGUUCAUUCUUAAUUAGCAUAUUUCUAUCAUUUUUGUUUUUAUAGGAUAGUCCUAAUCAGUGGCAGAAGAUCCUUGUAUAGUGUAUUUUCUGUCCUGCCCUAUCGAGAUUGUAGCCAAGCAGGGUAUGUAUCCUACAGCAUGCCAACCUCAAUUUUGCCAUCCUUCGUUCCCUGCUUUCCCUCUGUUCUCGCAUCCCUUUUGUUUCUGCCGAUUAUAUAACUGGUACUUUAUAACAUUGGGAAGGGGAAAACAUUAUUACAAUGAACAAUGUCCUACACGGGUUGGUUUUGGUGGAUGCAUUUUUACUACAACAAAAUAAAUGUUUGUAAGAGAGAUGAACAAGUAAUCUACUGAAUUAAUUAACUUAAAAGUAAUGAAUCACACCCAUUGAAGGCUUGUAUCCAUUUCGCUAUGUUUUCAUGUAGGCCUGUAGUUUGCUGUUGGCUGUAUCUAGGCUAUUUGUCUUUGGAAGACGUCAUGAAGUUGUUUAGUUUCAUUCUAAUACGACAUCGUUUUGCCCGUUGCAACCAUCUCUGGCUUUGCUGUUAUCAUGUAGGCUGCACCUUUCCUCAAUUCCUUGCUGCCCUCAAAGAUUCCGUAGCAUGCUUUUAUCUCAGCACUUUCACUCUUUGCAUGCACUUUGCUGCAAUUGCAUAACACACAUUACAUUUCGGAGUGGACCCAAAUGAUCCAUCCAUAGCAGAGCAUUAUGUCGUUUCUGUUUGGAGUUUACACAUGACAUCCCAGUUUGUUGUUGAUCAUAUUGUUUUCCUCCCUGUGCGGUUAGAGAUUAUAUUUCUCCCUGUGCAGUUAGAGAUUAUAUUUCUUGGCCCUUGGUUCAGACUCCUUCGUGUUAUGGGAACCCAUGGUAGUCCUGAACACUCUCCGGCCUGGUAUAUGGUACUCCUGAGUGGUGCAGUGGUCUAAGGCACUGCAUCGCAGUGCUAACUGUGCCACUAGAGAUCCUGGUUCGAAUCCAGGCUCUGUCGCAGCCGGCCGUGACCGGGAGACUCAUGGGCGGCGCACAAUUGGCCCAGCGUCGUCCAGGGUAGGGGAGGGAAUGGCCGGCAGGGAUGUAGCUCAGUUGAUAGAGCAUGGCGUUUGCAACGCCAGGGUUGUGGGUUCGUUUCCCACGGGGGGCCAGUAUAUAAAAAAAAAAUAUAUAUAUAUAUUCACUAACUGUAAGUCGCUCUGGAUAAGAGCGUCUGCUAAAUGACUAAAAUGUAAAUGUAAUGUAAAUGUAUAUAGCUUCCCACCUGGCCUGCCUACUAGCCUCCCUGCCUGCCUGGGGAAAGAGGCAGUGUUGAUCUGACCUGGGGCCUGGUGCCCCCUAAUGAAAGAGCUUGUUUUGGAGGAAGCGAGAAAGAAAAAUAAGUGAUUAACACAGAGAAUACAAUGGACAGAGAGAAAGAAAGCACCAUUCAGGGAGCUUAGAGAGGAGCAUAACAGGGUAAUUUAUGCGGCGUAAUCUUCCUAAGCCUAGCCAUACGACGAGGCGUUAAAGAGCUAAUGAAGCCUCUAGUGAAUCCAAUAGCCCCAUUCCUGACUGCCCAAUGCUGCUAACUGGCAGUUGAGAUUGCUUGGCCGAGUGUCGUUGCAGCAAAAUGUACUUUAUUGACUAUGUAGAGAACUGACCAAGCUAAAAUACCAUGCCCAGUCUUGUACUCAGAACCAUGUAGGCCUAAAAUAAUAAUGAUCUAAAUGAUGUCCAUGAGACAGAGAACGAGACUGUGAACAAGCCCAAGCUUCUGUCUUUUAGGACUUUUUCCUGCAUUUCCCACUUUCUUGCCCCAAUAACUGGGUGAUUCAAUUGCCUUGUUAAUUAGCUCAGUCCUCUGGGGCAAUAUGGCACUGUGGAAUUCUGGGAACAUGGAAUGCUAGCUUCUCUUAGGUUCUCUAUCUGGUCUUAAUUCCACAUUCCUUUUUUUAGAGCUCCCAUUUAUUUUCUGUGUGAUAGAUAGAGAGAUAGAGAUGCUGAGGUAGAGUCUAGACCCUAGACAGAAGACUGUUUGGCAGGGGGAGUGGGUUUUAGGGGAAGGGGUGUCUAAAGGUUUUGUGCCCCGGCAGGGAUGUGAAACUGGAAGGCGGGCGGCAGCGGCACCCCUCGGGCGGGGUCAGUGCCAAGGAGAUGGUGAUCGGGCUGGAGGGAGUGGAGCUGGGGGCGGAUGGAAAGGUGAGAGAGGACGGGAGACAUACAUCCUUUCCUCCUUACUUUCAGUUACAGAUCAGUUAUCACCUCAAGAAAGAGAAUAGGGAAGGAUUGUCUGAGUAUGAGGUUUAAACAGAGGUCCGGACAGAGGUUUAAACAGAGGUCCGGACAGAGGUUUAAACAGAGGUCCGGACAGUGGUCCAAUAACAUGCUGUUAAAAUGUGAGUAUGUCUCUCUCUCCACAGACUGUGUCGUACACCCAGUUCCUGUACCCCACCAACGCCCUGGGCAGCGGACGCAGGAACACCAUCGACUCCACGUCAUCCUUCUCUCAGUCUCGUAACGCCAGCCACCGCAGCCUCAGCCUUGGCCGGGCCAACAGCAACCAGAGCAGCAUCGACACAGGUCAGUUGUAGGAGUGUGUGGAUCCUCUGGAGUAGUUGUGGCAUUCAUAUAGGUCAGUGUGUGGAUCCUCCGCCCUGGAGAGAGCCCCUGAAUAGGUGUAUGUCAGAGUGAGGAUGAUACAUAUCACUUUCUCCCAUCCACAGUGUGAAGUUUUAGUUUAUCAGUUACUUGCUCAACAUUGAGGGCUUGACUAUGUAUUAGAAGAAAUGGAAAAACACCAUUUUUAUUUCUCGGCCCCAAAGUUUGCUUGUCCCUGGCUCAUUGUGUGACUGUAAUAUAGAAUAAUAAUAUAUGCCAUUUAGCAGACGCUUUUAGUCAUUUGUGCAUAGAUUUUACAUACGAGUAGUCCCGGGACUGUGACCUUUUUUCCUCUGCAGGGAAUGAUCUGGGGGACUUGAUCCGGGAGUAUGACCCCAGUCUGUUGGAAGAUCCCCAGUGGCCGUGUGGGAAGCACAAGAGAGUCCUCAUCUUCCCCUCCUACAUGGUAAGAGACCACUCUACUUACCAGACCUGGGUUCAAACAGUAUUUGUUUCCUUUAAAGUACUUAGUGUUUUAUUGAGCCUGCCUUUAUGCCACAUGGACAGGGUUUGUUCUUGGGACAAUUCCAUUGGUUCCAUUGCGCCAGACAACUCAAUCUAGCACAGCUAAAGUAUUUGAAACCAGAUCUGCUUGUUGUGCAUGUUGCUCUCUUCACAACCAGGGAUGUUUUUAUUUAUUCCGGCCUGUCAAGAGUCCACCUUAUGUAAGUAAGUGUAAUGGGAAUUAGGCUAUUUGUGGUCAAGGACAUUGUAUUGUUGAAUGGAUCCACUAUCAGUGGUAUUUCUUCCAUUCGUUUGUAUCAAGUCAUGAGAUAUCUUGCUUGUUUUUCAGAUUAUUAUUAUUAUUUUAUAUUUUUCAGAAAAAUAACUAAGAGACCAACCAACUCCUAUUUAUAAUCACAUACUGCCUCAUACUGAAUCAACUGAACUCACUGUAAGCCAUAAGAGUCUGUUUGACUGACCAUUCUAAUCAGCAAGGUCAUUUGCCCAAUCCCUGGCUCAGCUCCCACUCCUACUAGAGUCUGUGGUGUGUGAAUACACUCUGUCUUUCUACCCAGUAGCUCUUUAAGCAGCCACCAUCAUAACAGCUAGGUUGCUUCCGAAAUGGCACUACUUUUGACCAGGGCCAAUAGGGUGUUGGUCAAAAGUAGUACACUAUAUAGGGAAUAGAGUGCCGUUUCAGGCAAACCUCUAGUGUUGUGUUUCUCCGUUCCUGUUCCUGUGGCCAUACCACUGUUAGUUGGUCGGGCGGCAGGUAGCUUAGUGGUUAAGAGCGUUGUGCCAGUAACCGAAAGGUCGCUGGUUCUAAUCUGUCGAUGUGCCCUUGAGCAAGGCACUUAACCCUAAUUGCUCCUGUAAGUCGCUCUGGAUAAGAGCGUCUGCUAAAUGACCAAUUAUUAUUUAUUUAUUUAUUUAAUCACUUUCUCAUGUCCAGAACUUCGGAAGGGAACGGUAGUUUUAUUGUGUUCAAAUCAAAGCAACAACAACAGACUCCCAGUUCAUUUCUCAUUUGGCUCUAUUGGUGUUAUCUGGACUGACAGAAUACACAGACCAGACAUGAAGUAUUAAGUCAAGACCAGACUGUGUGGUUUAUUCUCUUCCUCACAACAAUUCAAGAGCUUGGGACUAUAAGGUUCUAUCUGCAAAAAGAUGAUUCAGAGAUAAUUGGCUUUAAAGUUCCAAACCCUCUUUGAUUUUAAUGAUGUCAGCCAUUUUUUAUCUUGUAUUCUUUUUAACUUAGAAACAUGAAUUGGGGGUAUUUAGAGUACUAUAUACAGUUGAAGUCGGAAGUUUACAUACACUUAGGUUGGAGUCAUUAAAACUCGUUUUUUCAACCACUCUUUCUUCAAAUUUCUUGUGAACAAACUAUAGUUUUGGCAAGUCGGUUAGGACAUCUACUUUAUUUACAAUUAUUUACAGACAGAUUAUUUCACUUAUAAUUCACUGUAUCACAAUUCCAGUGGGUCAGAAGUUUACAUACACUAAGUUGACUGUGCCUUUAAACAGCUUGGAAAAUUCCAGAAAAUGAUGUCAUGGCUUUAGAAGCUUCUGAUAGGCUAAUUGACAUCAUUUGAGUCAAUUGGAGGUGUACCUGUGGAUGUAUUUCAAGGACUACCUUCAAACUCAGUGCCUCUUUGCUUGACAUCAUGGGAAAAUCUAAAUAAACCAGCCAAGACCUCAGAAAGGACCACGCAGCCUGCUUUGCUGCAGGAGGGCCUGGUGCACUUCACAAAAUAGAUGGCAUCAUGAGGAUGGAAAAUUAUGUGGAUAUAUUGAAGCAACAUCUCAAGACAUCAGUCAGGAAGUUAAAGCUUGGUCGCAAAUGGGUCUUCCAAAUGGACAAUGACCCCAAGCAUACUUCCAAAGUUGUGGCAAAAUGGCUUAAAGACAACAAAGUCAAGGUAUUGGAGUGGCCAUCACAAAGCCCUGACCUCAAUCCUAUAGAAAAUCUGUGGGCAGAACUGAAAAAGCGUGUGCGAGCAAGGAGGCCUACAAUCCUGACUCCGUUACACCAGCUCUGUCAGGAGGAAUGGGCCGACAUUCACCCAACUUAUUGUGGGAAGCUUGUGGAAGGCUACCUGAAACGUUUGACCCAAGUUAAAUAAUUUAAAGACAAUGCUACCAAAUACUAAUUGAGUGUAUGUAAACUUCUGACCCACUGGGAAUGUGAUGAAAGAAAUAAAAGCUGAAAUAAAUCAUUCUCUCUACUAUUAUUCUGACAUUUCACAUUCUUAAAAUAAAGUGGUGAUCCUAACUGAUCUAAGACAGGUAAUUUUUACUAGGAUUAAAUGUCAGGAAUUGUGAAAAACUGAGUUUAAAUGUAUUUGGCUAAGGUGUAUGUAAACUUCCGACUUCAACUGUAGGUAGAGAACAUUGACCAGAACAAGGCUAUGUCAAUCAUUUUUUGGGGACAAAAAUGCAGAUAGAACCUUAUAUUCCCAAGCUCUCGAUUAGCUAUUGUUUACACUCAAGGAAUAUGACCAGUGGGUUCUGAAAACUACACUCCACCAUCAGUUGCUGUUCUUAUCUAAGUACCAUUACUUUUUUUCUAGGGCUGUCAAAUGAUAAAAAUAUUUAAUUGAGUUAAUGGCAUUAGUGAAUUGCAAUUUUUUUAUUUGCUCAAAUUUGGCCCAAAAUAAAGCUUUUUUUCAUUUAAAAAGCAGUGCAUUGAGUUACACUGCUUUGAAACACAAAUGAUCUACAUCAGAAUGUUUUAAUAGCAUUUUCACCAUAAACAACACAACAUUUACUGUAAAAUACAGCUAUUAAUGCUCCCAAUGUUUAGAUAGGCCUACUCCCUCUUAUCAAUGUUCUUGAAGUUUAACACUUGCGCACAACACACACACACACACUCUCUCGUUCACACACGCGCACACACACAGUUUUAAGUACUGUUAAAGCUUCAGGCAUUCUAAAUGAGUGUGACAAAUAUAACUGGCUCAAUGGAUACAAAGAACAAAGAGCUUUUAAACUUGUCCAACAAUGUUCUGAAAACGCUGUAACCAUCUGUACUGUUCCGAUAACUUUACACACAUAGGCCUUCACACUUUCCCACCCUCCCACAUCCUCUCUCUCUCACAGGGUUAGCUUGUUAUGCAUGGCCCGGUGCCCAGGGUGGGCGGAGUUUGCACAUUUUAGGCCAUUCCAUUGGUCCUUAGGUGAAAUCUCCACCCACCCGGAGCACCAGGCCAUUUUAUUUAUUUUUUUAACCUUUAUUUAACUAGGCAAGUCAGUUAAGAACAAAUUCUUAUUUACAAUGAUGGCCUACACCGGCCAAACCCGGACGACGCUGGGCUAAUUGUGCGCCGCCCUAUGGGACUCCCAAUCACGGCCAGUUGUGAUACAGCCUGGAAUCGAACCAGGGGGUCUGUAGUGACACUGCGCCACUCGGUAGCCCAUGCCAUACAAAACGAACUCAUCCACAUACUCCCGCUCUCACACAUCCUCUACACACCCCACUCUUGCAUAUGCAGCCUACCUUUUGAAACCUUUAUUUGAGUAGCCUAUCCCUUUUCAGUUCUUCCUGUGUCAUCCAAAUGUGUGCAUAGACUAGUCAGUGGUCAAGUAAUCAGGUUGCUAGCUAGCCACAUGGUCUUCAGCACUGUAAAAUCGCAAGCAUUGACUGUAGCUGUGUUCCGUGUUGUUUUCUGCUCUUAAAAGGGUCCGUGCGGUGAAGAAAUGGAGACUCAAUUAACGUUAUAAUAGUUUUUUUGCCGAUAAACAUGUUAUUAAUGCGUUAACUUUGACAGCCCUACUUUUUUAUCUUUCUUGAACUGAUCUUUCAGGUUCUACUUCUAACUGUAUCAUGAGAUGCAAAUCAUUUUAGUAUGUUUAGUUUCCUUUGUGAUCAAGUAAAUAUCUAUAAAUCACAUUCCUUUCGGUUAGAAAUGCUCCCUGUAGGUUCCCCAUAGUAGCCACAAGUUUGCUGCAGUAGUCAAAGUACUAAGUACUUUGUAUUACAAAUAGCUGUUGGUAUAUUUUGAACUCUGAUGGGGAGCUGCAUGGAGGAAUACUAUCUAUGACCAAAAAUACCAAGUUACAAAUACUAGUUUGAUAAGUCAUAUUACUGCAAGCUUGAGCAAAGCAAAUUACUUGGCAUGAGCCAACUUGGGAAAUAUGCUGUAAUUUCAUAAUUGUUAUCUCUCUCUCUUAUCACAUACCCAGAUUUAGUGGGUCAACUGCAGUGCUCCUUCUAUCUUCCUAGAUAACAGUUGAGCCUCUGACCUGAAAUAAAGUUCAAUGGCUAAAAUACAGUAGGGGAGAGUGGGGUAAGUUUAGCCAUUUUGUUAAACAUUCGGCAUCAUUCUGUCAAGGGAAAUAUAGUAUUCUUUCUAACAAAGAUAUCUACAUAUAUUUCAGGAUGUUGUGUAUCCCAGGAAAUAAUCAGUAUUCAUGUAAACAUUACAGCUUGUCACUUUUUUGUCUCUUAAUUAUUUUAAGCAUCUUUUAACACAGGUUUAACACCUAACAAAUACUUAGAACUUUAUUAAAACACUUUUAACAUAGGCCAGGUCCUGUUGUUACCUCAUAUCCCAGAGUUAAUGCCUUGCACAACGCCUGGGAAGAAACUACUUCAACUUGCCAUUGGCUCUGCCAUUGGCUCAACUUACUCCAAGGCAACCAUUUUGACUAUAUUAGCCCACACAGCUACAACGAUGCACUUUAAUGCUAGGUUUAGGACCUCAUAUUGAAGCUUAUAGAGACCCCAACUGAUGUAUAGAACAAUCUUAAAAAUAUCUACAUUGGUUUAGAUACAAGCAUCAUGAAACCUCUAACACAAUACAUUCAUUUGACUUGGUAAAAAUCAGUUUUUUGGACCUAACUUGCUUAUCACUUUUUCCAUGUGGUUUCUUCCUUCACAGACUCCAUGAAAUGAUGACCUCUUCCUAAAUAUUUGGUCAAAUGAUACAUUUUGUGUAUGGUUUCUUAGAAACAAGGGCGGUUCAACUUACCCCACUCUCCCCUACAUCAACAGAACAUACUGAGCUCGGAAAUGUAAAGCGUCAUAAACGUUCUAUAAUAUAUUAUUCUGUCUUUCUGUGGCCCGUGUAUGGUGUGCCACCCAAUGCCACCUAACUCCAAUGUCUCGUGCUCCGACUCUGAUACUCAACCACCUUCUCCAUAACCCAAUGGAACUAGGGUUGGGCGAUAUGGCCCAAAUAUCAUAUCACGGCCGGGAAUGUUUUUGGGGACGAUAUUUGACAGUAUUUCUUGUUUUAGAAUAAUACAAGUUCUAAAUUUGCUUUAUGAGUAGAGCGUGACCCUAGGGUGGCAACACAUACGUUCUAAGUGAUUAAUGGGUCGUUCUCCAUUCUGAUUUGUUUUAUACUGUUCAAUUCAACCAGAAAUAAUUUUCAGCAUUUUCAUCACUCAUUUGAGAUCCCUUCCACUUAGGGCUGCAUGAUAUGGGCAAACCAUCUAGGCCUUAUUUGUAAAUGUUGCAAUUGCGAUUUGACUUGUGAUUUAUAGCAAAACACUUUGGUGAACUGUUGGAAUCAUGGAAAUAGAAUGAUUAUUCUAAUUAUAUAGUUAGAAUAUAAUAGUAGGUACUUUAAAUACAGUCUUGUUUGACAUGAUAACGAAUGAAAAUGGCAGGGAGGAGUUAUUGUGACAGGGUAGGAACCAAAGGGUUGAUAAGUGUUUGCUAGUGGACCGUAUAAUCUUUGGCUACAUUGAAUGUUUUCUCUUAGCUACUUCAUGUAGCUAACAUAUUCAUGCUUUGCGUAUUCUUCUUUAGUUUAGAAGAUACUGUUGCACAAACAACAUGCUGAUUUAGGUCUACACCAUCACUGGUAUUAUCAGGCUGUAUAGCUAAUUACGUUUGCUCUGACUCAGUACAUUUAUUAGCUAGCUAACUAGCUAACCAGCUAACUAGUAAUUAGCAUUAGCGGCUAACAUGAUUUAGGCCCAACUUGCUAUAAAAAGACAAACUAGCUGUUUGCAGAUGUAAGAAACACAAACUAAUAGUGUAAUUAUAGAACGCUAGUGGAUUUAUAUGAAGAAGCAAAGUGAAAACAGCAUUGUUGUCAUCAACAUUGAUGCAUGUGCUGCAUUGACCAUGUAGACUGAAUGAAUGCAAGUGUCUCAUGGUCAAGGAGCAACAAAUGCGCUCCUUAAGUGACAGGAGCCGGGGCUAGGUCUGUGUGGAAAGCGGCAUGGAGAGAGCGAGAGCAGAGAAAGAUACCUUUGUGUCCUCUUCCACAUAUGUAUACAAUAACGUAUAACACUCGCACAAAUUCAAUACAGAGCCUAUCACCUGCACUGUCUGUCUGACACCAAUACUUUCAUCUUCCUUUCAGACUACAGUCAUAGAGUACGUCAAGCCUUCUGACCUCAAGAAGGACAUGAACGAGACGUUCAAGGAGAAGUUCCCCCACAUACGGCUGACCCUCAGCAAAAUCAGGAGGUAGGGACAUCUAUUCCAAACAUACAGUGGGGGGAAAAAGUAUUUAGUCAGCCACCAAUUGUGCAAGUUCUCCCACUUAAAAAGAUGAGAGAGGCCUGUAAUUUUCAUCAUAGGUAUACGUCAACUAUGACAGACAAAAUGAGAAAAAAAAAUCCAGAAAAUCACAUUGUAGGAUUUUUUAUGAAUUUAUUUGCAAAUUAUGGUGGAAAAUAAGUAUUUGGUCAAAAACAAAAGUUUCUCAAUACUUUGUUAUAUACCCUUUGUUGGCAAUGACACAGGUCAAACGUUUUCUGUAAGUCUUCACAAGGUUUUCACACACUGUUGCUGGUAUUUUGGCCCAUUCCUCCAUGCAGAUCUCCUCUAGAGCAGUGAUGUUUUGGGGCUGUUGCUGGGCAACACGGACUUUCAACUCCCUCCAAAGAUUUUCUAUGGGGUUGAGAUCUGGAGACUGGCUAGGCCACUCCAGGACCUUGAAAUGCUUCUUACGAAGCCACUCCUUCGUUGCCCGGGCGGUGUGUUUGGGAUCAUUGUCAUGCUGAAAGACCCAGCCACGUUUCAUCUUCAAUGCCCUUGCUGAUGGAAGGAGGUUUUCACUCAAAAUCUCACGAUACAUGGCCCCAUUCAUUCUUUCCUUUACACGGAUCAGUCGUCCUGGUCCCUUUGCAGAAAAACAGCCCCAAAGCAUGAUGUUUCCACCCCCAUGUUUCACAGUAGGUAUGGUGUUCUUUGGAUGCAACUCAGCAUUCUUUGUCCUCCAAACACGGCGAGUUGAGUUUUUACCAAAAAGUUAUAUUUUGGUUUCAUCUGACCAUAUGACAUUCUCCCAAUCCUCUUCUGGAACAUCCAAAUGCACUCUAGCAAACUUCAGACGGGCCUGGACAUGUACUGGCUUAAGCAGGGGGACACGUCUUGCACUGCAAGAUUUGAGUCCCUGACGGCGUAGUGUGUUACUGAUGGUAGGCUUUGUUACUUUGGUCCCAGCUCUCUGCAGGUCAUUCACUAGGUCCCCCCGUGUGGUUCUGGGAUUUUUGCUCACCGUUCUUGUGAUCAUUUUGACCCCACGGGGUGAGAUCUUGCGUGGAGCCCCAGAUCGAGGGAGAUUAUCAGUGGUCUUGUAUGUCUUCCAUUUCCUAAUAAUUGCUCCCACAGUUGAUUUCUUCAAACCAAGCUGCUCACCUAUUGCAGAUUCAGUCUUCCCAGCCUGGUGCAGGUCUACAAUUUUGUUUCUGGUGUCCUUUGACAGCUCUUUGGUCUUGGCCAUAGUGGAGUUUGGAGUGUGACUGUUUGAGGUUGUGGACAGGUGUCUUUUUUACUGAUAACAAGUUCAAACAGGUGCCAUUAAUACAGGUAACGAGUGGAGGACAGAGGAGCCUCUUAAAGAAGAAGUUACAGGUCUGUGAGAGCCAGAAAUCUUGCUUGUUUGUAGGUGACCAAAUACUUAUUUUCCACCAUAAUUUGCAAAUAAAUUCAUUGAAAAUCUUACAAUGUUAUUUUCUGGAUUUUUUUUACUCAAUUUGUCUGUCAUUGUUGACGUGUACCUAUGAUGAAAAUUACAGGCCUCUCUCAUCUUUUUAAGUGGGAGAACUUGCACAAUUGGUGGCUGACUAAAUACUUUUUUUCCCCACUGUAUAUUGGAGUAUGAUGUUGAAAUGAUCAGUUUGUGGCAGCAGUAUUUAAUCCCUUGUGGUUAAUCGUAUCAAAAAUAGUUUACUGACAGACAUUGGCCACACUAUGGUACCUUUAAAAAAAAAAAAAGUUUUUUAGCGUUUGUUUCAUCUCCCUGCCUUCACCACCUUCUACCCCCUGCCUCUCUACCACCCCCCUCCAUCCCCAGUCUGAAGAGAGAGAUCCGUAAGUUGGCCCAGGAAGAGUGUGGCUAUGAGGAACCCACCGUAGCCAUGGCCUUCGUCUACUUUGAGAAGCUGGUCCUCCAGGGGAAACUCAACAAGCAGAACCGCAAACUCUGCGCCGGCGCCUGCGUCCUGCUCGCCGCCAAGAUCGGCGGAGACCUCAAGAAGCACGAGGUCAAGCAGCUCAUAGACGUAAGUGUCGUACUUAUCUCAUCGUGCACUGGGCUUCAGCUCUGAGCAGCCUGGUGGAAACCGUUAGUGCUUUCCUGUCACGCGGACAAACACCGAUUUAUAGGAUUGUUAUAUCAUAUGAAUUCAUUAAGUGUUUCCUUCAAAGCUGUAAUCCUUAGCGGUGAAACUGCCACGUCCGUUUGCGAUAUUACAACAACAAAGACGUUACUUCAAACAACGAACACUGUUUUUUCCCCCUCUCGGUCAUCAUUGCACAUCAUUACACGCGCGAUAGAACAGCAGAGUAUGCACUACGAUUUUUUAAUUUUUUACCAUGAUGCUCAUCUCCCCCACAAAAACAACCAGUAGCGGCUGUUUCUCCUUUCGCGGAUCCCAGCUUUAAUGUUACACACUUUUUCAGAUGUUAUAAAAAUCUGAUGAUAGGAUGGUUAUAUAAUAAUAAUGUGGUUAUUUUACAAGCAUUAUAAAUAUCUGCAUUUAUCUGCAUGACAGGAAAGCACCACAUGACAGAUAGCAAAGUGGCUAGCUCAGGGAUUGUAGACAAAGUCGUUUUUUCAGUCACUACAUAUUAUUCACUGGAUAUAUUAAGUAGUACAGUGGUUUAGUUACUGCAUCACCUCUCCUCCCUUUUUCUCUGAUUUGUAGAAACUGGAGGAGAGGUUUCGUGUGAACAGGAGGGAGCUGAUAGCCUUUGAGUUCCCUGUGCUGGUGGCCCUGGAAUUCAACCUGUACCUGCCUGAGCAUGAGGUCAUGCCCCACUACAGACGCCUCGUCCAGACCUCCUAGCAUUAGUGACCCGUCAGGAGGAGCACCUACACCACGACCUCCUGAUCCAGGACCAGAAUCUACACAACGCCCUCCUCCCCACCCCACAUCCCACCACUGGGUGCCACGACCAGGUCUCCUCCCUGCAGCCCGGGGAUCCAUUAUGGACCAUGAUGUUGGAGCUCCACGACGCUCUACUGCAGGUCACAUUCAUAUGGACAUUUUCAGAUCGAGACUUGAAAGCAGCCAAAGUGACAUAUUUCCAUACACGUAUUCUUACUUCAACAUUUUUCUCAGACUUUUAGUCGUACAUUCGACACUAGCUACAUCUUCAAAAGACUUAUGAAAGGGAGAAUCCGAUCUUCCUCCACUUUGUUGAUAUUUUUUAGAGUUUGUAUGUUUUUCAAUCUCUUUUUACAUCCUGCUUUACUUUUUCUUUGAGGUUUCAUGUUGUCUUUCUAGUUAAAGAGCAUUGCAAGAUGAAACAGUAUUUUUUUGUCAAAGCAAAUGAUUGUUUUGUGAUUGUUACAUUUUUCACUAUCAUCUUUUUUUUUGAGAGAGAGAGAGAGAGAAUUUAU